Messenger RNA from Nezara viridula (southern green stink bug), 627 nucleotides. NCBI's taxonomy places the organism in Eukaryota, Metazoa, Arthropoda, Insecta, Hemiptera, Pentatomidae. The record is from the annotation of a GenBank genome assembly.
AUGCCAAAGAAAUUCGCUACCGAAAAUACCAAGGCUGCUUCUGCCAGGGCCAGAAAAGCAGCUGCUAAAGAAGUGGAGGAAUCAAGAAAAAAACAAGCUGUGGAAGAUGCUCUUUGGGUAGAAAAUGAUAAACAUAUUUUGAAAAAACAGCAAAGGAAGGAAGAAAAUCUAAAGAAAAAAGAGGAACAGCAAAGAAAAAAAGCAGAAGCCAAAGCUCUUCUUGAAACUGAAAUGAGCGGUGCUAACUCCAAGACUCCAGUAGCAACAAAAGUUACUAGAGCUCAAAUCAUAUCAGAUGUUGAAAAAAGAAAUACUCCUGCAUCUUCAACACCUAAAAUUGAAACACAUCUUACAAAACCAUUAGAAGAAAAUAUCAAUCGAGUUGUUGUUGAGGGCGAGGAAGCUAGAUCUAUUACUGAAGCUAUUGCCAUAUUAAGUGUCAAUUCACCACAGGAAGACAAACAUCCAGAACGAAGAUUGAAGGCUGCCUAUGCUGCUUUUGAGGAAAGCAAUAUGCCAAGAAUUAAACUAGAAAAUCCUACCUUAAGACUUUCUCAAUUAAAACAGGUUUUAAGAAAAGAAUGGAUGAAAUCUCCUGAGAAUCCAAUCAAUCAACAUCUGUUAUAA